This is a messenger RNA of Cynara cardunculus var. scolymus (artichoke), 2250 nucleotides long. RefSeq names its product beta-fructofuranosidase, soluble isoenzyme I-like. Bases 1 to 1914 code for a protein of 637 amino acids. NCBI's taxonomy places the organism in Eukaryota, Viridiplantae, Streptophyta, Magnoliopsida, Asterales, Asteraceae. Gene Ontology annotation, biological process: carbohydrate metabolic process. Gene Ontology annotation, molecular function: hydrolase activity, hydrolyzing O-glycosyl compounds. The transcript has 7 exons. The record is from RefSeq and is a predicted model, not a curated record.
AUGGCUUCCUCUACCACCACCCCACUCCUCCCUCACCACCACCUUCAGAACCCGCAACAACUCGCCGGAUCUCCGGCAGCUCAUCGUCUAUCCCGACCCACACUCCUUUCUGGGAUCCUUGUUUCGGUCCUAGUCAUCUGUGCUCUCGUUGCUGUAAUCCACAACCAAUCACAGCAACCCUACCAUGACGGCGGAGCUAAACCCUCCUCCUCCGCCGCUACCACCACCUUCCCAACAGCGUCGCCAGAAGCUGGUUUGAAACGGUUUCCCAUUGAGUUGAAAACGAAUGCUGAGGUUGAGUGGCAACGCUCGGCUUACCAUUUUCAGCCCGAUAAGAACUACAUUAGCGAUCCUGAUGGCCCAAUGUAUCACAUGGGGUGGUAUCAUCUCUUCUAUCAGUACAAUCCAGAGUCUGCCAUCUGGGGGAACAUCACAUGGGGCCACUCCGUAUCCAAAGACAUGAUCAACUGGUUCCAUCUCCCCUUCGCCAUGGUCCCUGACCAAUGGUACGAUAUCCAAGGUGUCAUGACCGGCUCCGCCACCGUCCUCCCUGACGGUCAGAUCAUCAUGCUCUACACCGGCAACGCGUACGAUCUCUCGCAACUGCAAUGCUUAGCGUUUGCCGUCAACUCGUCUGAUCCCCUCCUCCUCGAAUGGAAAAAGUACGAGGGAAAUCCCAUCUUGUUCCCACCUCCUGGGGUGGGAUACAAGGAUUUUCGGGACCCAUCUACAUUGUGGUUGGGUCCCGAUGGUGAAUACAGAAUGGUAAUGGGGUCCAAGCAUAACGAGACCAUCGGUUGUGCCUUGAUUUACCAUACCACUAAUUUUACGCAUUUCGAGCUCAAGGAAGAGGUGCUUCACGCCGUUCCCCACACGGGUAUGUGGGAAUGUGUGGAUCUUUAUCCGGUAUCCACCACGCACACAAACGGGUUGGACAUGGUGGAUAACGGGCCGAAUGUGAAGCAUGUGUUGAAACAAAGUGGGGAUGAAGAUCGACAUGAUUGGUAUGCGCUCGGGACUUAUGACGUCGUGAAUGAUAAGUGGUAUCCAGAUGACCCUGAAAACGAUGUGGGUAUCGGGUUAAGAUACGAUUUCGGAAAGUUUUAUGCGUCAAAGACGUUCUACGACCAACAUAAGAAGAGACGGGUCCUUUGGGGUUACGUUGGAGAAACCGAUCCCCCUAAAUACGACGUUUACAAGGGAUGGGCUAACAUUUUGAACAUUCCAAGGACCAUAGUUUUGGACACGAAAACAAAUACCAAUUUGAUUCAAUGGCCAAUUGCGGAAGUCGAAAACUUGAGAUCGAAUAAAUACAAUGAAUUCAAAGACGUGGAGCUGAAACCGGGAUCACUGAUUCCGCUCGAGAUAGGCACAGCAACACAGUUGGAUAUAACUGCAACAUUCGAAGUUGAUCAAACGAUGUUGGAAUCGACGCUUGAAGCCGAUGUUUUGUUCAAUUGUACGACCAGUGAAGGUUCAGCCGGGAGAGGGGUGUUGGGGCCAUUUGGAGUGGUGGUUCUAGCUGAUGCCGAACGAUCUGAGCAACUUCCUGUGUAUUUCUAUAUAGCAAAAGACACCGAUGGAUCCUCAAAAACUUACUUCUGUGCCGAUGAAUCAAGAUCAUCGAACGAUGUAGACAUAGGGAAAUGGGUGUACGGAAGCAGUGUUCCUGUUCUAGAAGGCGAAAAAUUCAACAUGAGGUUGCUGGUGGAUCAUUCAAUUGUCGAAGGCUUCGCACAAGGAGGCAGAACGGUGGUGACAUCAAGAGUGUAUCCGACGAAGGCGAUCUACGGCGCUGCAAAGUUAUUUUUGUUCAACAACGCCACCGGAAUCAGCGUGAAGGCAUCUCUCAAGAUCUGGAAAAUGAAGGAAGCACAACUGGAUCCAUUCCCUCUUUCUGGAUGGAGUUCUUGAUGAUGAUGAUUAAGGAACUCAUUUCAUGAUGAUGAUGAUGAUUAAGAACUCAUUUCAUGAUGAUGAUUAAGAACUCAUUUCAUGAUCAUGAUGAUGAUGAUGAUGAUUCCAGUUUAUAUGCGUACCCUGUUCCCUUUACUUGUAUGGUGGUGGUUGUGAAAUAUGGUUAGCAUGAUUCCGGAUUGGCGAGGGCAAUAUGGUAAUUUACUAUCGCUGUAGUAGUACUCCACUUGUGAGGUUAUAUUUUAUAAAUUCAAUUAUUAUUCCUGUUUACAACCUCUUUGAUUGUAUCAUACCACCCAUUGAAUCCCAUCAUCUUCAAUUAGUGUUGCACCA